Molecule: messenger RNA, 1035 nt
Organism: Paramisgurnus dabryanus
Lineage: Eukaryota; Metazoa; Chordata; Actinopteri; Cypriniformes; Cobitidae
Product: G2/M phase-specific E3 ubiquitin-protein ligase
Molecular function (GO): ubiquitin-protein transferase activity
Source: RefSeq, a predicted model, not a curated record
AACAUACUAAAGAGUACAGUUAAGGCCUUUAAGCGGCGAAAGUUUAAUCCUGAGGCCAGAUUGGAUGUCAUUUUUGUUGACAGUGAACAAAUAUCCGAAGGUUCAGUAGAUGGUGGUGGACCCACUCGGGAGUAUUUAAGAUUGCUUAUGAAAGCCAUUCAUCAGUCCAGCAUAUUUGAAGGACCAGAGACAGAUAAGACACUGGCUCUCGAUAGUCAAGCCUUAGAAGGAAAACUAUACACACAGAUAGCACGGAUGAUAUCUGUGUGUGCAAUACAUGGAGGUGUGGCACCAAAUUUCUUCUCGGAGAGGUUGUUUAAUCAGGUGUGUGAUAAACCCACUGCCCGUGCAACAUUGGAUGAAGUGAGUGAUGUCACAUUCAAAGAAAAACUACUAAAAAUUAAAGAAGCAAGAACUGUUGAAGAUGCAAAAGCUGCAAUAGAGGAGGCAGAGGACAGCCUGGCUAUUGUUGGGUCUUGCAGAAUCAUCACAACACUGAAGCAGAGGGAUGCCCUUGUGCAAUCUGCUGUCAAUUUCUUUGUUGAGGGCAGAUUAAAUGUUGCAUUGCAACAGUUUGUGGAGGGCUUCACCACACUUGGACUCCUCAAAGAGAUGAGAGCACACCCAGAUCUGUUCCAUAGCAUGUUUGUGAAGGAUGUGAGGCCUUUGAAGGCUAGCGACCUCUCAACACUUUUCCAAGUCAGCUUUUCAGCAUCAGGGACACACAAAAGAGAGCUAGAAAACCAGAACGCAUGCUACUGGCGAGACUGGCUAAUUGAUGUUGAAGAAGGAGAAUGUGCGCCACUAACUUUGGAGAAUGUGCUCGAGUUCGCAUCUGGGGCUUCCACGAUACCUCCCUGCGGUUUUUUCCCUCAGCCCACAAUUGAAGUCUUUCCAGAAGAACUUGGCAAAAUAUUUCCUGAAGCAAAUACGUGUGUCCUUGUUCUAAAAUUACCGGUUCACAAAGACUAUGAUUCUUUUAAAGCACAAAUGUGCAAUGCUGUGCUUUGGGCACCAACAUUUGGAUUAGUUUAA